Messenger RNA from Manis javanica (Malayan pangolin), 845 nucleotides. The record is from RefSeq and is a predicted model, not a curated record. Lineage: Eukaryota; Metazoa; Chordata; Mammalia; Pholidota; Manidae.
AUGCGCGUCUCCACAGCCCCGCCGCCCACCCCCACCGUGAAAACCCUGCAGAAGCAGUGGCUGGAAGCAAUGGCCGCCUACUAUUAUGUGCUCCUUUUCCUCUUCGUGGGCCCUUUCUUCUCCCUCCUUUUGUUUCUCCUCUUCACCUCACUCUGGUUGCUUUCUGUUCUCUACUCACUGUGGCUGUUCCUGGACCGGGACACCCCCAACCAAGGCGGAAGGCAAUUCGAGUGAUUGAGGAAUUGUGUCAUUUGGAAGCACCAAUGGGACUACUAUCCUAUCAAGGUGACAGGGUUGUGUUCGGUGGCCCGCCAGAGCCUAGACUUUAUCCUCUCAUGGUCCCAACUUGGGCAGGCUGUGGUCAUCCUGGUUGGGGGUGCCCAAGAGUCCUUGUAUGCCAUCCAAGGGCAGCACUACCUCACUCUCCAGAAUCACAAAGGUUUCGUGCGCCUGGCACUGAGGCAUGGAGCCUCCCUGGUGCCUGUAUACAACUUUGGAGAAAAUGAUAUCUUCAGACUUAAGGCUUUUGCAACAGACUCCUGGCAGUAUCUGUGCCAGAUCACCUUCAAGAAAUGUGUGGGCUUUUCUCCCUGCAUCUUCUGGGGCCACAGUCUCUUUUCCAACUCCUGGGGCUUGCUGCCCUUCACGAUGCCCAUCACCACUGUGGUGGGUCACCCCAUCCUGGUACCCCAAAGCCUCAGCCUCACUCAGGAAGAAGUUGACCACUACCACAUGCUCUACAUGAAGGUUCUGGAGCAACUGUCUGAGGAGCACAAGGAAAGCUAUGGCGUCCCUGCUGCUAUGCAUCUCACCUUCAUGUAGCCCUGGCUCUGACUCCACCAGUC